AAAUAUCAAAUGGGUAUAAAAUGAGGCCGUAAUCAUCCAUUGACAAGCAGAAGCACCUAUACACGUUCUACUCCUUCGUCUAGCAACAUGUCGAAAAGCCAAGUGCUUUAUUUGUUCCUGGUUUUGGCUUCGGCUUGUCUCGUCAACGCCAAUAGCGUCGCCGACCGCUCUAACGCAGAUGAUGAAGGGGUCGACGAAAUUAUUGGUGGUACAACCGUUGCCAGAGGGCAGCAUCAAUACAUGGCGUUUUUGACGUCAUUCUACGCUGGCGCUUCAGGAUUGUGUGGUGGUACAGUGAUCAGUAACCGAUACGUUCUAACGGCAGCUCAUUGCGUUCAAGAUCAUACCACCGGUGAAAUAGCCAAAAAAGUGGAAGUCCGUCUGAAAGUCUACACUGUCAAUCCGAUGGACGCAGGUGUAAAACUCAUCACCGUGACCGGAUCCAACAUCAAGCCCCAUCCCGAAUUUAUGGCAAGCGGAGAGGUCAACUUCAACUACGAUCUUGCCCUCAUCAAGCUGGGUGCCGAUCUCCCGACGUCCGACUAUUACCUGAUCGGGAAACUCUACUUGGCGGGAGUGGACCAGACCACUGUGACCGCUGUUGGAUGGGGAUAUACCAGCAGUACUUCAACAACUGUUUCAUCAACACUGAAGCAAGUUAGCUUCCGGAUCGGAACCAAUGACGAAUGUAAAAACUUUUGGGAUCCCAGAGGCGGUGCCUACAACCACGAAUUUCAACUGUGUGGUGUUGUUCCGGGCAAAUCUGUUUGCAGGGGCGACAGCGGCGGCCCCAUCGUUCGAUACAGCAGUGGUUAUCAAACGUACAGCCAGGUUGGAAUCAACAGUUUCGUACCGACCUCCAAUGGACAAGCUGCCUGCGAAAUGGGUUAUGCAGUUUUUACCCGAGUUUCCGCUCAUCGUGACUGGAUUCACGCAAAUAGCUGCUAUCAAACCUCUGGCGGAUUUUGCCCAACUUGGUCUUACGCUUAAGCGAAGCCGCACUGCUGUCGACACAAUUUCCCCAUCUUGGCAUCUUAUAGUAUCAUAAUCCAUUAAAAAAACCUUAUAUUUAGCUAUCCUAUAUUUUUCGUUAUUUUACAGUAUUUUGGUUUUGGCAAUAAUAUACAUUUCCCUGCAAAGCA
Molecule: messenger RNA, 1142 nt
Organism: Daphnia pulex (common water flea)
Lineage: Eukaryota; Metazoa; Arthropoda; Branchiopoda; Diplostraca; Daphniidae
Product: serine protease SSP1-like
Exons: 8
Coding region: 88-990 (300 amino acids)
Biological process (GO): proteolysis
Molecular function (GO): serine-type endopeptidase activity
Source: RefSeq, a predicted model, not a curated record